CGGGCGUGCAGCCGACUCAGUCCCUGGCCGGCCGCUCGGGGCAGCGGAGGCAGGCUGGCCGGCCGUGGCUUCGCGAUGGGCAGUUGUCCCCUCGCUCCCCCGCGCGCAGCCCGCCGGCCCGCUUCCCCGCAGCCACCGUCGGAGGCGAGCACCGGGAGGCGCGGGGCGCCGCCGCGGCUGCCCUUCCCGGCCCGGGCGGCCGCGCGGCUGGGCAGGUGCUGAGCGCCCGCGGAACCGUCCGCCAGCCUCGCUCGUCCGCCCGGCAGGCCGGCCGGCCGCCGCCGCGCCCAUGGGCCGCUGGAGCUAGAUGGGCGCCCGGCGGCGCGGGCCAGCAGCAGCCGCCGAUCGCCGCGGCCGCGGGGCCGCCCGGCUGCAGCCAUGGGGACCCCCGCGAGGAGCCGCGCCGCGCUCGCGUCCUGCAGCCCCGUCGCCCGAGCCGCGCGCAUCGCGGGCUCCCUCCUCCUGCUUGGAUUCCUUAGCACCACCAUGGCUCAAUCAGAGCAGAAGUUCCCACCACUCACUGGCAAAUACCACCAUGUCGACCGAGCCACUGGCCAGGUGCUAACCUGUGACAAGUGUCCGGCAGGAACCUAUGUCUCUGAGCACUGUACCAACACAAGCCUGCGUGUCUGCAGCAGCUGCCCCGCGGGGACCUUUACCAGGCAUGAGAAUGGCAUAGAGAGAUGCCAUGACUGUAGUCAGCCAUGCCCAUGGCCAAUGGUUGAAAAAUUACCUUGUGCUGCCUUGACUGACCGAGAAUGCACUUGCCCACAUGGCAUGUACCAGUCUAAUGGUACCUGUGUCCCCCACACAGUAUGUCCCCCAGGAUGGGGUGUGCGGAAGAAAGGGACAGAGUUUGAGGACGUGCGGUGUAAGCAGUGCGCUCGGGGUACCUUCUCUGAUGUGCCUUCUAGUGUAAUGAAAUGCAAAGCGUACACAGACUGUGUGAGUCAGAACCUGGUGGUGAUCAAGCCGGGGACCAAGGAGGCAGACAACGUCUGUGGCACCCUCCAGUCUUCCUCCAGCACCACCCCUCCCUCCCCUGGCACAACCAUCUCUUCACGCUCUGAGCACACGGAAUCCCAUGACGUCCCUUCCUCUACUUCCGUUCCCAAAGGCAUGAACUCAACAGAAUCCAACUCUUCUGCCUCUGUUAGACCAAAGGUACCCAGUGACAUCCAGGAAGGGACAGUCCCUGACAAUGCAAGCUCAGUGCUGGGGGAGGAAAACGCGAACAAGACCUUCCCAAAGCUCCCGCUAGUCAACCACCAGCAAGGUCCUCACCACAGACACAUCCUGAAGCUGCUGCCGUCCAUGGAGGCCACGGCGGGGGAGAAGUCCAGCACGCCCAUCAAAGGCCUGAAGAGGGGCCCUCCCCGGCAGAGCGCCCACAAGCAUUUUGACAUCAAUGAGCAUCUGCCUUGGAUGAUUGUGCUCUUUCUGCUGCUGGUGCUGGUGGUGAUAGUGGUGUGCAGUAUCCGGAAAAGCUCCAGGACUCUGAAAAAGGGGCCCCGGCAGGACCCCAGCACCAUUGUGGAAAAGGCAGGCCUGAAGAAAUCAGUGGCCCAAACCCAGAACCGAGAGAAGUGGGUGUAUUACUGCAACGGCCACGGUAUUGACAUCUUGAAGCUUGUAGCAGCCCAAGUAGGAAGCCAGUGGAAGGACAUCUAUCAGUUUCUGUGCAAUGCCAGUGAGAGGGAGGUGGCUGCCUUCUCCAAUGGGUACACAGCGGACCACGAACGGGCCUAUGCAGCUCUGCAGCACUGGACCAUCAGGGGCCCUGAGGCCAGCCUCGCCCAGUUAAUCAGUGCCCUACGCCAACACCGGCGCAAUGAUGUCGUGGAGAAGAUUCGUGGACUGAUGGAAGAUACAACCCAGUUGGAAACCGACAAACUGGCUCUGCCCAUGAGCCCGGGUCCGCUCAGUCCGAGCCCCAUUCCCAGCCCUAACACCAAACUUGAGAAUUCCACUCUGCUGACGGUGGAGCCGUCGCCGCUGGAGAAGAGCAAGGGCUUCUUCGUGGACGAGUCCGAGCCCCUCCUUCGCUGUGACUCCACUUCCAGCGGCUCCUCGGCGCUGAGCAGGACGGGCUCCUUUAUUACCAAAGAGAAGAAAGACACAGUGUUGCGGCAGGUACGCCUGGAUCCCUGCGACUUGCAGCCUAUUUUUGAUGACAUGCUCCACAUUCUGAAUCCCGAGGAGCUGCGUGUGAUCGAAGAGAUUCCUCAGGCUGAAGACAAGCUGGACCGGCUAUUUGAGAUUAUUGGAGUCAAGAGCCAGGAAGCCAGCCAGACCCUCCUGGACUCUGUUUAUAGCCAUCUUCCUGACCUAUUGUAAAACACAAGGGAUCCCGCACUCUGGAAUACUCCAUUAUAGUGGCAGGGUGGUUUGUUUUAUCUUUUUAGUUUUUUUUUUCCCCCCUCCUUUGUGUGUGCGUGUUUGUGUGAGUGAGUGUAUGUGUGUUUAACUGAGUAUAUGGCCAGUGUUUUGAGCUCUUUUCCUUUUUUUUUUUUUUCUUUUUAAACCUGUCUGGAAAAUUAGUUUAAGAGCCUUUUCAAGGUGAAACUGUCACAAAAUCCCUACCACUGAAGGGUUUCUGGGGUUCCUUUUAUUUUUCCCUUUCUCUUUUGCCUCCUUAACUUACUUUUGAAAUCAUUCUGUGCACUUUAAAUUUACUUAACAUACCACAAAUGCAGUGUGGCUUUUUCUGCACACUGUACUAGGAGGCUCUUCUUCAAAGUGUAAUGGCAUCCUGUGACUUCUUAAGCAGUUUUCAUGUUGCGAUCUCCACAAUUACUUUUUUUUUUAAUUGUUGAUGUUUUUAUUAUUUGUAGCUUAUGAAUUUUCUUCAAGAUUAAGGAAAUGUAAGACCUUGUUGAGUUUCUGUACUGCAGUUAGGUUUUGCGUAAUCUUUUUAAUAUGCUUUGUUGUAUAGUUCAUAUUCAUGGCUGGAACUUGAACACACUGUUGCUGAUUGUAAGGUUUUUCACCUGGACACAGUGUAGAUUUCUUGAUGCCUCCUGCGCCUCUUACACUCAUAUACUCUGGGCUAGAGACAUGGAAUCUUCAUCAGGACUUGUUCUUUCGGUGGCUUGACACCUGGGCCACCAAAGAAUUUGGACUUCAUCUUUCAGGGAUUGAGCUGUUCCGGAACAUUAAUGCUGCGCUUUGGAAAGUUCACAACCAAGUGCCAGCGACACCGUUUCCACAAGGAAUUUGCCCAGCUUUGCUUUAAAAAAUGUCUUGUUUUUUUAUAUACACACAGUCUAUAGGUCCAGUCUGCCCUUAAGGCCUUGGUCUUGGUGGGUUUCUUUCAUCAAUCACUUUAAUUAAAAAAAUGGCUGCAGCUAUAAGAACUCUUGUCUGAUAUAUUUGCAACUAUGCUUUCAAUUAUAAGUGUAAUCUCUAAUGCUCAGUUGACAGAAUCUAAAGCAAAAGUGGUCAAGACUCCCUACGUGUGGAUGGGGCUUGUGGGUAGUGGUGAGGGACUGAAAUCGGGAAAAUGCCUUCAAAGUGUACUAAUUUAUUAAUAAAUAUUAGGUGUUUGUUA
Sorex fumeus (smoky shrew) is the source of this 3550-nucleotide messenger RNA. It is a transcript of the gene TNFRSF21, whose product is annotated as TNF receptor superfamily member 21. The transcript has 6 exons. NCBI's taxonomy places the organism in Eukaryota, Metazoa, Chordata, Mammalia, Eulipotyphla, Soricidae. Gene Ontology annotation, biological process: adaptive immune response; neuron apoptotic process; oligodendrocyte apoptotic process. Bases 379 to 2337 code for a protein of 652 amino acids. The record is from RefSeq and is a predicted model, not a curated record. Gene Ontology annotation, molecular function: protein binding.